UUCGCCGAAGCAGGAAGCUGUUAAGCGGACGAGCUAGCUGGCAGUGGCUGGUUGGUUGCUCGGCCUGUGAGAAAGGUUCCCAGCCAUGGCUCGGUUCGCGACGUUCCUGCUCUUACCAGUUCUCGUCGAAUUGACGUCGUCCAUCUCCUUCUUCCUGCCGGUCAACUCGAGGAAGUGCUUGCGGGAGGAGAUCCACAAGGAUGUGCUGGUCACCGGGGAGUACGAGAUAAGCGAGCAGCCGAACACCAAAACCAACCUGAAGAUCACAGAUUCUGCCAGCCAUUUGCUCUACAGCAAGGACGAUGCCAUCAAAGGGAAGUUUGCGUUCACCACAGAGGACUAUGAAAUGUUUGAGGUGUGCUUUGAGAGCAAGUCCCCCAUGGGAACCGGAAGAGUGCAGGACCAAUUGGUCAACUUGGACAUGAAGCAUGGCGUGGAGGCCAAGAACUAUGAGGAGAUUGCCAAGGUGGAGAAGCUGAAGCCUCUCGAGGUGGAGCUGCGGCGACUGGAGGACCUUUCCGAGUCCAUCGUCAACGACUUUGCUUACAUGAAGAAGCGAGAGGAGGAGAUGAGGGACACCAAUGAGUCUACCAACACGCGUGUGCUGUACUUCAGCAUCUUCUCCAUGUGCUGCCUGAUCGGGCUGGCCACGUGGCAGGUGUUCUACCUGCGCCGCUUCUUCAAGGCCAAGAAGCUGAUCGAGUAGAAGAGGAGCCGGCCGGCGUUCUUCGUCAUCCGGCUCGACCGACGCGUCCGAACAUCCAUCAUUCCUGGACGGCAAGGGAAGUUUUAGGCACUGGGGGUGGGCUCAAAUUUGACUUUUUCAAAGAUGCCAGACAACCGCAAUGAUCCGACAAGACGCAAAAAUUAAAAUGAAAAUAUGACAAGCUAUCAGGCCUGCUUUGUUUUGCGGUUUGUAACAUGACAAGCGCCGCGUGUCGGGAGCGACCGAGCACCAUUUCCAAUCUUCUGGCUUCCCGUCAACAAUGAGCUCGUUUUUCUUUGGAGCGGACAUGCCGCGAGCAUGCCGCUGAGGAGAUCCUCGAAGUCAAGUGAAGGCUAUUUGAUUGUUGGCUUUAGUUUGUUGCCUCGCUACAUUUGCGUACGUCAUGAGUUUUAUUUGUUUCCAUACUGUAAAUGCCCGCCCCCUCCAUCCCAUGCACAUGUUUAUCUUUUUGGGGAAUGGCUUGGUCACUGUUAACGUGUUGUUGGGUUUUUUUCCCCUCUUCGGUCCAUAUAAAUUAGGUUAUGUUGGAACUCAUUUAUGCUAUCACUCACUCACCAUCUAAAAUGGCCAACUGGCAGCAUUUGUAAAAUAGCCUGGAGGAGAUGUUAGUUCAACAGCCUGCUCUUCAAGCAUUUUGCUAAACUGAACUUUUGAUAGCAACAAGUAACACUUCACAAUUUCUUGUACUUGCAGAUCCAUCCCAAUGAUUUCUUUAGGUUUAUUUUCAUUUCAGGGAUACUUGCGGAGGUGCGGUUACAUGGACUUAGGAGAAGUUAGCUUCCGGUCUGAUAAAGGUUAAUUAUCAAGGUAUCUAUCAUGGGGAUUUCUUUUUUUUUUUUUAGCAGCGACCGUGUGCAUUGUGCGCAAUCGAUUUUUAUGUUGACUGGUGCAUUUUGUAAAGUUGUGUUGGGCUUUUACUGAAUAAAAUAUAGGAUGGAUUUGUUA
This is a messenger RNA of Syngnathus acus (greater pipefish), 1672 nucleotides long. It is a transcript of the gene tmed10, whose product is annotated as transmembrane p24 trafficking protein 10. The transcript is spliced from 5 exons. The record is from RefSeq and is a predicted model, not a curated record. Lineage: Eukaryota; Metazoa; Chordata; Actinopteri; Syngnathiformes; Syngnathidae. Gene Ontology annotation, cellular component: Golgi apparatus; endoplasmic reticulum-Golgi intermediate compartment; endoplasmic reticulum. The coding region runs from base 86 to 706 and encodes 206 amino acids. Gene Ontology annotation, biological process: intracellular protein transport; endoplasmic reticulum to Golgi vesicle-mediated transport; Golgi organization.